Sorghum bicolor (sorghum) is the source of this 4135-nucleotide messenger RNA. Its product is annotated as achilleol B synthase. NCBI's taxonomy places the organism in Eukaryota, Viridiplantae, Streptophyta, Magnoliopsida, Poales, Poaceae. Gene Ontology annotation, biological process: triterpenoid biosynthetic process. The transcript has 24 exons. The coding region runs from base 81 to 2381 and encodes 766 amino acids. Gene Ontology annotation, cellular component: lipid droplet. The record is from RefSeq and is a predicted model, not a curated record. Gene Ontology annotation, molecular function: intramolecular transferase activity.
CUAGUUAGUUCGACGUUGUCAAGGUCCCCUAGCCUAGCUUACCAUUGCCAACAACUUCAGCAUCACUGACUGGGCAGCUCAUGUGGAGGCUGAGGAUUGGCGAGGGCAGCGGUCCAUGGCUGCGGUCAGCGAAUAACUUCAUCGGCAGGCAGGUAUGGGAGUUUGACCCCGACGCUGGGAGCCAGGAUGAGCUCGCUGAGAUUGAGAGACUGAGGAAGGAGUUCACAGAGAACCGUUUCCAGAAGAGGGUGUCACAGGAUCUCCUUCUGCGCAUGCAGUAUGCAAAACAAAACGAUCUUCAAGUGGAUGUUCCAGUCAUCAAACUUGCACAUAGUGCAGAAGUCACGGAAGAGACUAUACUAGCAUCAUUGAGGCGAGCCCUUGCCCAAUAUUCUACUCUACAAGCACAUGAUGGUCACUGGCCUUGUGAUUAUAGUGGUGUCAUGUUCAUUAUGCCUAUUCUGGUAUUUGCAUUAUAUGUCACUGGAUCACUCAAUACUGUUUUAUCAACACAACAUCGAUACGAGAUUUGUCGCUAUAUUUACAACCAUCAGAAUGAAGAUGGUGGUUGGGGAAUGCAAGAGUUAGGACCAAGCACCAUGUUUAGCUCAUGCUUAAACUAUGUUACGUUAAGACUUCUUGGGGAGGUGUGUACACAUGACGCUUUAAUCAAAGGACGAGCAUGGAUUUUGUCUCAUGGAAGUGCAGCAGCAAUACCUCAAUGGGGAAAGAUUUGGCUCUCGGUGAUCGGUUUAUAUGACUGGAACGGGAAUAAUUCGAUCAUUCCUGAGUUGUGGCUUGUUCCAUACUCUCUUCCAUUUCAUCCAGGACGAUUCUGGUGCUUCUGCAGGUUGAUAUAUAUGCCAAUGGCUUAUUUAUAUGGCAAGAAGUUUGUUGGGCCAAUUACACCAACCAUAUUGUCAAUAAGAGACGAAAUCUAUAAAAUAUCAUACGAUGAGAUCGACUGGAACAAAGCUCGAGAUACAUGUGCUAAGGAAGACCUUCUCUACCCAAGGUCAUUCGUGCAAAACGUUAUUUGGACUUCUGUGAAUAAAAUUGUGGAACCAUUGCUGAAUUUCUGGCCAGCUAAGAUGUUAAGAGAUACGGCAUUGAAAAAAAUCAUGAAACAUAUCCAUUAUGAAGAUGAAAGUACUAGGUACCUUUGUAUAUGCCCAGUAAACAAGGCACUAAAUAUGAUUUGUUGUUGGGUCGAAAAUCCAAAUUCGGAUGCAUUCAAGCAACACCUUCCAAGGAUCUAUGAUUAUUUAUGGCUUGCUGAAGAUGGCAUGAAGUUAAAGGUGUAUGACGGCACGCAAGCAUGGGAUACAGCUUUCAUUGUCAAAGGAUAUUGCUCGACUGACCUGGUUCAUGAGUUUUCUCCAACACUCCGGAAAGCUCACGAGUUCAUAAAAAGUUUGCAGAUCCCUGAAAAUCAACCAGACCAUGAAAAUUAUUACCGCCAUAGAUCAAAAGGUUCAUGGGCUCAUUCAACAAUAGACAAUGGAUGGUCUGUAUCUGAUUCUACAGCAGAAGCAAUUCAGGCAUUGUUAAUGUUAUCGAAGAUCUCUUCCAAUCUUGUGGGGGAUCCCAUAAAGGAAGAAAGAUUAUAUGAUGCUGUGGAUUGCUUGCUUUCUUUUAUGAACAAAGAUGGCACCUUUUCAACAUACGAGUGUAAGAGAACUGCAUCUUUGUUGGAGGUUCUCAACCCUUCUGAGACUUUCCUGAACAUUGUUGUUGAUCACCCAUCUGUUGAAUGCACAUCAUCAGCAACUCAAGCUCUUGUUAUGUUUAGAGAGUUGUAUCCAGGGUACCGUGAUGAAGAGAUAAAAAAUUGUAUUAAAGGAGCAUCCAAAUUUAUCGAGAGCAAACAACGAAAGGAUGGCACAUGGUUUGGCACUUGGGGUGUAUGUUUCACUUAUGGGACAUUAUUUGCAGUGCAAGGAUUAGUUGCUGCCGGAAGAACUUAUGAAAAUAGUUCUUCCAUUAGGAAAGCAUGCAGCUUUCUAUUGUCAAAGCAGCUAAGUACAGGUGGAUGGGGUGAGACUUACCCUUCUAAUGAAACUGAGGUCUAUGCAGAGGCCACUAGUCCUCAUGCAGUGAAUACUGCUUGGGCAAUGUUGGCUUUAAUUUACGCUGGACAGGUUAAGCGAGAUCCAACACCACUGUAUGGUGCUGCAAAAGAACUGAUCAAUAUGCAACAAGAGUCAGGCGAGUUUCCCCAACAAGUGAGCGGGCCGGCAUGGACGAGCUAUCGGCCCACCAUCUCGAACGAGGAGGAACAAGUGGUCCAAGAUGUCAUGUGGCCCAGCGAGCACGCUCGCGCGCGGUGGCCGACACGCCGUGGGCCGUGGGCUGUGGGUUUGCGCGCGGGCUGUUGCUGAAAGGCCCCCAAGCGAACAAGGAAAAGAGAGGAAACAGCCCACGCCGAUCGGUGUCCGAUCGGUGUCCGUGGCUCCGCGCCCACUACGGCGGCGCUGCGCCCACCUGCCGCCGGGCGCAGGGCCGUGCCUCUGAAGGGAAAUGGAGACAGGCUUCCUUUGUAAACAUGCGCUGUCAAAGCUACAACAAUUACAUCCUCCAAUCUUCUGGAGCAUUUUUUCAUUAACUUGUCUUGGAGGAUAGCAUCAGUUAUAUUUGUCCUACUAGCACUUUGGGGUAUCAAGUUUCCAGCAUAGAAGUUUUCUUAUAUUUUUGCCAUGAUCUAGCUUAUUACAUCCAAUCAUAUGUUAAGAACCUUUCUCUCCAUUUGAUAAUGUGCUUUUGGCAUAUUUGAUUGCAUGUGAGUUCUGCAUUGACUUUUGUUUUAAAUACUUGUUGCAUUUCCGGAAUCUGCCAGCUUUCUUUUUCAAUGGGUAUUCUACUCAUUUGGCUCCACCAAGUGAAGUGCUGAUUCCACGAGAACUUAUUUCUAGCCAAGACUGUGCGGACACCAGACCAGGAGCUUCUAUUGCAGUUAUUUAUACGACUCGACCAGGGGGAGAGAUGUCCCCCUGAUUUUCAUCUUAAGAAGAUGGUACCGUGACUUGAACCCGGGCUGGCUCAACCAACCGCUGCUUUGGCGUGUUGUGCUGACCAGUUGCACCGUGAGAGUGUUGGCAUAUUGCAGUUAUUUAUGAAUAAUUCUGAUUUUCUUUUGAAUUAAGAAUAUGCUAAAUUUUGAUUCCUCUGACUUGUUAUAAUAUUGCAGGGCAGUCUAAAGACCUGGUAGCUAGGGUUACAACUUCCAUAAUGAGGACAAGGGCUUCAUGGUUUUGGAUGAUGAUGUUUUUGAUGUUCCAAUUAGGAAGGAUAUUGUUCACUGGGUAGUAAGGUAGCAGCUUGCCAGCAGGGGACACACUUAACUAAAGCUAUCGGUGAAGUGAGUGGCACUGGAAGAAAAGCCUUACAAGCAAAAAGCAACCAGAAGAGCAUGGCAUGGAACACUGCACGGCCCCCAGUUUGGAGUUGAGUCAACUAAACUAUGAAUAACAGUUUCAUGGUGGUGCAACCAUCCAUGGGCCUAAACCACGAAUCCAUGCAAUCAAGCUGCAGAAGAAAGUACGGCGGCUAGGGCUUAAGAUUGCCUUGUUUGCUUGAACUGCAUAGGGGAAGCUCUUAGUCUAUGAGACUUGGAACUUAGCCACAAGACAAAAAAAACAUUGUGCAAUAGGCCAGAUGGAUGAUACAAAGAAGGUUCUAUUGGUGGAUGGUGGCGACAUUGAUAAGAUACUAAGGCUGGCUACUCAAAACCUUCACUAUGUUAAUGUACUUCCUUCCAUUGGCCUCGAUGUUUACAGUAUCCUCCAGCAUGACACCCUUGCAAUGACUCAGGCCGCUCCGCUGGCAAGGAGCGUUCUGCGCAGAGCACUGUUGCUUACCACCGGCAACUUAAAGCCUGCGUUCGCGGUCCGCUGAUGAAGCUCGAAGAUUUCAAGUUAUCUCGGUGCUAACUUGGAGCUGCAAUAUCUACUGUUUAUUUUCUGUCAGACAGGAGUUACCGAGGUAGGGGGGAAAUGUUGGAACACUUCCGUGGCUUCUUCUUGCCCGGACUAUGAUGUCCUAGUUUUGUAAUUCAAUAAUAAUAAGAUAUGUAGCUCGUGAUUAUCAUCGAUGGCAUGCAAAAAUGAAGAGAAAGUGCUCUACGACAUUCAUUGCC